AUGGAUGUAAUGAAAAUCGAGAUGAUGGCCGAAGAUAAUGAGGAUUGUGUUGUCGUUGAUUCGGGAGCUCAACAAGUGGGUUCCGAAAGUGAUAGGAGCAGCCUGUGUGGUGACGACUUAUCGGGCUUGGAUACGGGCUCGGAAGUUGGGCCCAGUUUUUUGGAGUCGAACAAGAACAUAUUUGAUGUGGAGCUGAUUCCUAGGGAUUUAAGUAAUGGUUUGCCGGGCAUGGGUGUUGAGGAGGAGACAGGGGUAAAAUCGUCUUUUCAGGUUGAGAAAAAGGUGGGCCGGAGCAUAUUCGAGGUGGACUGUUUGGCUUUGUGGGGUUUCACGUCCGUUUGUGGGAGGCGUGCAGAGAUGGAAGAUGCAAUCUCAGCCGUUCCUAAGCUGCUGAGGAUUCCUAUACGAAUGUUGGCUGGUGAUGGUUCGGUUGAUGGGUUUAGUUCGAGUUCGUGUUUGAGUCAUCUGUCUGGCCAUUUUUUCGGGGUUUAUGAUGGGCAUGGAGGGUCUGAGGUGGCUAACUAUUGUCAGGAUCGUUUUCAUGAUGCUUUGACCGAGGAGCUAGAAAGUAUGAUGAGCGAUCGAGAAGAAACUUGGAGUAAUUCGCAAAAUUGUGAGGAGAAUUGGAGAAGGGCCUUCACGAAAUGCUUUCUUAAGGUGGAUGAUGAGAUUGAAGGGAAGAAAGCUAAAGUCGAACCAAUUGCUCCUGAAACAGUUGGCUCGACUGCUGUUGUGGCAGUUGUGUGUUCGUCGCAUAUAAUAGUGGCUAAUUGUGGGGACUCGAGAGCUGUGCUGUGCCGUGGCAAGGAGCCUUUGGCACUCUCACUCGAUCACAAGCCUAACCGUGAGGAUGAAUACGCGAGAAUCGAAGCAGCUGGAGGGAAAGUGAUACAGUGGAACGGGCAUCGUGUUUUUGGGGUACUUGCAAUGUCUAGGUCCAUUGGAGACAGAUAUUUAAAACCGUCGAUAAUUCCAGAUCCUGAGGUCACGUUCGCCCCACGAGCAAGGGAAGACGAGUGCCUGAUUCUAGCUAGUGACGGUUUGUGGGAUGUGAUGACUAACGAGGAGGUUUGUGAUAUUGCUCGUAAAAGAAUACUCCUUUGGCACAAGAAUAACGGGCCCAUGUCACACUCGGAAAGGGGAAAUGGGCCGGACCCGGCAGCCCAAGCGGCAGCCGAGUACUUAUGCAAUCGGGCCCUACAGAAGGGGAGCAAGGAUAACAUCACUGUAGUUGUGGUGGACCUGAAAGCCCAGAGGAAGAUCAAGAAAAGGGUCUAGCUAGAUAGAAAUGAAUAGCAAGUGUUUUGGAAUUUGAUUAGCCUUUGUUUAUCCAUUUUAUUAUGAUUUUUUGGUGGUGGUGUUAUUGAUUUGAAGUUUUUUAGUUUUUGUUGGAAGUUGAUAGCAUGGGAUUUUUGGUUUUUAUUGAUUUUUUCUGGCCCCUUUGUUUUUUUGGUCUGGGGCUCAUAUGUAGCUGUUGACUGUUGAAAAUUUGUUGUGGACUUCAUUGGAAAUNU
Messenger RNA from Striga asiatica, 1514 nucleotides. NCBI's taxonomy places the organism in Eukaryota, Viridiplantae, Streptophyta, Magnoliopsida, Lamiales, Orobanchaceae. The record is from the annotation of a GenBank genome assembly.